Molecule: messenger RNA, 9864 nt
Organism: Elephantulus edwardii (Cape elephant shrew)
Lineage: Eukaryota; Metazoa; Chordata; Mammalia; Macroscelidea; Macroscelididae
Gene: ASPM
Product: asp (abnormal spindle) homolog, microcephaly associated (Drosophila)
Exons: 27
Coding region: 1-9864 (3287 amino acids)
Biological process (GO): spindle organization; establishment of meiotic spindle localization; mitotic cell cycle
Cellular component (GO): spindle pole
Molecular function (GO): protein binding
Source: RefSeq, a predicted model, not a curated record
AUGGCGACCUGGUCUGGGGGGCGAAGCUUCUGGGAGCUGAGCCCGGGGGAUCAGAGGACACCCAAAGGGCUGCGAGGCCUCCGGACCAAAGAAGAGGCGGCUUCCCCGCCGGUUCUUUCUCUCAGCCACUUCUGCAAGUCACCUUUCCUCUGCUUCGGAAAUGUUCGCGUGGGAGCAUCUCGGACCCUGUCUCUGACCCUAGACAAUCCCAAUGAGGAGGUCGCUGUCGUGAAGGUCUGCCGUUUCCCUGCAGCAGACCGAGGCUUCAGUAUCUCUCCUUGCUCUUUUGAGCUGCAGCCCAAAGGAAAACUUGUGACUUCUGUUAACUGGACACCGCUCAAAGAAGGCCGAGUGAGAGAGAUUGUCACAUUUCUUGUAAAUGAUAUUUUAAAACACCAAGCUAUAUUACUAGGAAAUGCAGAAGAACAGAAAAAGAAAAAGAGAAGUCUUUGGAACGCCAUUAAUAAGAAGACUGCUUCAUCUGCUUCAGGUCAUAACACAAAGAUUUUGAGUAGUCGGAAUGUUAAUAAAACAUUUAGUGUUUCUCGAAAAGUUGAUACUGUCAGGAGCCCACUACAAGCUUGUGAAAAUUUGACUAUGACGGAAGUCUGUUCCUCAACAGAAAACAAUUCUUUAAUCCUUGAAGAAAAUAUAAUAUCUAUUUCACCAAUUAGCCCCUCUUUGCAAGACUGCCAUGGUGAAACUUGCUCAUCAAUAUCUCUGCGACGAUCUACUACCUACUCAUCUGUUCACUCGUCUGAAAAUGUGGAAUUGUUACAAGUAGAUAAUUCCACCAUUUCAAAAGAUUUUCAUUUUAAUGACCAAGGAAUAACUGGAACAUCCUUUAACUCCAUCAGUAUUAUUAAGGACCAAGUUGAAGAGAAUAAUAGACUUGUUCUUACACCGAGCAGUUCUUCAAGUUUAAAUAUUACACAAAGCAAAGGGAAUUUUCUAAGUCCAGACUCUUUUUUAGAGAACAGUCAGAUAGGUAAUAAUGAAGUAGAAUUAGCCACAUGUGUAUUAUUAGAUAAAUUUAUGAAAAACAAUACAAAGCCUAUGCAUUUAGAAUCAAAAACUGUACAUGCAAUUUAUCAAACUACUUUAAGUCCAGAAUCUUUUGUAAAUGAUAAUUAUGGACUCAGGCAAGAUCUAACAUCAGAGUCAGUUAAGCCCAUUUUAUCACCAGAUCAAUUUGGGAAAGAUAGCAUGGUGUAUAAAUAUACAUCUCAGCAAGGAUGUAAAUUAUCAACAUUAUCAAAUGAAAACUGUCACGCCUCACAACCCCCUGAAGUCUGGAGAAAAAAUAAAGGUUUAAAAUGUACUCAUAGAUAUCAGAGUUCAGAAUCUCCCAAAGCUAUCCUUGAACAACCCAAGGUGAUGGAAAUAAAGUCAAAUGACUGCAAUUUUACGAAACAAAAUCAUCCUACAUUUUCUACAGUUCAAGAUAUUUCUAGGUACAACUGCAAUAAACAAGCUAAGAGACGCCCAAUACUUUCUGCCACUGUUACUAAAAUGAAGCCCAGUUCUGCUAGAGGGCAGCAAACUGAAAGUGAUAAACCAAAGGCAAAAAGGUGUCUCGACAAUGCAAUAGGUGAAAUUGAAAAAGGAAUUGAAGAUAAUCCAAAGGAGAAAGAACCUUUCCAUUUGGGACUUCCAGUUAUAGAUCCGACUGUAAAUAAAUUUAAGGAUCAUCAAAAUGAAAUAACUCCAUCUUCCUUGAAGACAACUCUCGUUGCUCGUAAAAGAAAGAGUACCAGAAACAUGGAAAAUGUAAAUGAGAAAGCGGCAGUUACCGAACAUGCAGAAGCACAAAAAAUGAAAAGAAUUCCUUUUUCUGCUGGAGACUUUAAAACAUCAACUGCUAAAAAAGCAAAAAAAGCCCUCACACCCAUCUCAAAACAUAAUUGUACCAGAGAGAAAUUAAAAAUGAAGAAGAAACCAGAUUCAGUAAUACACAAGACUUCUGGUCCAAAAACAUGCAAGAGAAAAAAAUCUUUUGUUCCUGUAGCACAGUCCAAUUUGACCUUUAUAAAACCAUUAAAAACAAAUAUUCCUAGACACCCAAUGCCAUUUGCUGCAAAAAAUAUGUUUUAUGAUGAACGCUGGAAGGAAAAACAAGAACAGGGGUUCACAUGGUGGCUAAAUUUUAUAUUGACUCCUGAUGAUUUCACUGUAAAAACAAGCUUUUCUGAAGUAAAUGCUACAACUCUUCUUCUGGGAAUGGAAAGUCAACAGAAAAUUAGCGUUCCUAGAGCACCUACAAAAGAUGAAGUGUCUCUCAGAGCCUAUACCGCUCGGUGCAGAUUGAAUAGAUUACGCCGCACAUCCUGCCGUUUAUUCACUUCUGAGAAGCUGGUGAAAGCUAUUAAAAAACUUGAAAUUGAAAUUGAAGCUAGACGGAUAAUUGUUCGUAGAGAUAGACAUCUCUGGAAAGAUGUGGGAGAACGGCAGAAAAUCCUAAACUGGCUUUUGUCAUAUAAUCCCUUGUGGCUACGAAUUGGCUUAGAGACAGUUUUUGGGGAACUUAUAUCUUUGGAAGAUAACAGUGAUGUCACAGGAUUGGCUAUGUUUAUUCUGAAUCGUUUGCUUUGGAAUCCUGAUAUAGCUGCUGAAUACAGACACCCAACUGUUCCUCAUCUGUACAGAAAUGGGCACGAAGAAGCUUUGUCCAAGUUUACACUGAAAAAGUUAUUGCUGUUAGUCUGUUUCCUUGAUUAUGCUAAAAUCUCCAGACUUAUUGAUCAUGAUCCUUGCCUGUUCUGUAAAGAUGCUGAAUUCAAGAAUUUCUUUACUGCUAGGCGAACCAUGGAGCUUCUCACACAGAACUGGAAUCUUUCAAAGAAACUCAGGAUUCCCGCCAUAAGUCGUCUUCAGAAGAUUCAUAAUGUUGACAUUGUUUUUGAAAUUCUGAAGUCACGAGGAAUUCAACUAACUGAUGAGCAUGGAAAUACUAUACUAUCUAAGGAUAUUGUGGAUAGACACAGAGAAAAAACCCUUGCAUUGCUUUGGAAAAUAGCAUUUGCGUUUCAGGUGGACAUUUCCCUUAAUUUAGAUCAAUUAAAGGAAGAAAUUGACUUUUUGAAACAAACAAAGAGUAUAAAGAAAGCAUUAUCUGCACUGUCGUGCCAUUCUGAUAUUGUGACUAAUAAGAGAGAAGACAAAAGGAAUAGUGGUCUAUCUGAACAGUAUAGUGAAAGCAUAAAGCUGUUAAUGGAUUGGGUUAAUGCUGUUUGCGCCUUCUAUAAUAAGAAAGUGGAGAAUUUUACAGUGUCUUUCUCAGACGGCCGAGUGUUAUGUUACUUGAUCCACCACUACCAUCCCUCCUAUGUGCCAUUUGAGGCUAUAUGUCAACGUACUACUCAAACUGUGGAAUGCACACAAACUGGUUCAGUGGUUUUGAAUUCAUCAUCUGAAUCUGAUGCUAGUUUUUUAAAUAUGUCUCCUAAAGCAUCUGAUCUUGAAGAGACUUCAGAACUAUACAAAGAGCUCCUAGAAAAUGAAAAGAAAAAUUUUCAGUUAGUGAACUCUGCAGUUAGAGACCUUGGUGGAAUACCUGCCAUGAUUCAUCAUUCUGAUAUGUCAAAUACAAUUCCAGAUGAAAAGGUGGUUAUUACUUAUUUGUCAUUUCUUUGUGCAAGACUUUUGGAUCUUCGUAAAGAAAUAAGAGCUGCUCGACUUAUACAAACAACUUGGAGACGAUAUAAACUAAAAAUGGAUCUACAACGCUAUCAGGAGAGAGACAAAGCCGCAAGAAUCAUUCAGUCAGCUAUCAUCAAUUUUCUAACUAAACGACGAUUGAAAAGGGAGGUUAAUGCUGCACUGAUCAUUCAAAAAUAUUGGCGGAGAUUCUUAGCACAGAGAAAAUUAUUGAUGUUAAAGAAGGAAAAACUGGAAAAAAUUGAAAAUCAUUCAGCGUCUGUUAUUCAGGGGUAUUGGAGAAGAUACUCUACUAGAAAAAGAUUUCUGAAAUUGAAACAUUAUUCAAUCAUCCUGCAAUCUAGGAUAAGAAUGAUUAUUGCUGUUACUUCUUACAAAAGAUACCGGUGGGCAACACUUGUAAUUCAGAGGCAUUGGCGUGCUAAUUUCAGGAGAAAACAAGAUCAACAAAGAUACAAAAUGCUGAAAUCAUCAACUCUUAAAAUCCAGUUAAUGUUCAGAAGAUGGAGGCAACAGAAAAUACAAUUACAAACAAAAGCUGCAGUCAUUCUGCAAAGAACCUUCAGGGAAUGGCAAGCCAGGAAAAGAGCUAAAGAAGAAAAAUCUGCUAUUGUCAUUCAGUCAUGGUAUAGAAUGCACAAAGAAUUAAGGAAUUAUACUCAUAUUAGAUCUUGUGUUGUGCUCAUUCAGAGAAGAUUUAGGUGCUUUCAAAUCCAAAAGUUAUAUAAGAAAAAGAAAGAGUCAAUUCUUACUAUCCAAAAGUACUACAGAGCAUACCUAAAAGGAAAAAAUGAACGUACCCAGUAUUUGCAGAAACGAGCUGCAGCCAUUCAGCUGCAAGUUGCUUUUAGAAGAAUGAAAGCGAGGGAUCAACAGAGACAGAAUAGAGCUGCUUGUGUUUUACAGUCUUACUGGAGAAUGAAAAGAGAACAACUUCGCUUUGCAAACCUCAAGAAGAUGGUGAUCAAAUUGCAGGCACACAUAAGAAAAUAUCAACAACUACAGAGAUACCACAAAAUGAGGAAAGCUGCCCUUAUAAUUCAGGCUCAUUUCCGAGCUUACAUCUCGGCCAAGAAGAUCCUAGCUUCUUACCAGAAAGCACGUUCUGCUGUUAUUGUUCUUCAGUCUGCAUAUCGAGGGAUGCAAGCUAGGAAAAAGUUUAUACGUAUCCUAACAGCUGUUGUAAAGAUACAGUCCUAUUACCGGGCUUAUAUUGCCCAUAAAAAUUUUAUGACUCUAAAAAAUGCAGCAAUAAAAUUACAAUCAAUUGUCAAAAUGAAACAAACACGCAGAUACUUUCUAAAGUUAAAAGAAGCAGCACUGUGUAUCCAGCACAGGUACCGUUCCAAAAAACUUGCUGCGGUAAAGCGAGAAGAAUAUUUGCAGCUGCAGAAAUCUUGUGUCAGACUACAAGCUUAUGUGAGAGGCUAUCUGGUGCGAAAGCAGAUAAAGUUGCAAAGGAGAGCUGCCAUUUCAUUACAGUCUUAUUUCAGGAUGAGGAAGAUCCGGCAAAACUACCUGAAAAUUUAUAAAGCAACUCUUGUCAUUCAGAAUUAUUAUCAUGCAAACAAAGCACAAGUCAAUCAGAGGAAACACUUCUUGCAAGUCAAAAAAGCAGCUACCUGUUUACAAGCAGCCUACAGAGGUUAUAAAGUACGCCAGCUAAUCAAACAACAAUCCACAGCUGCUCUUAAAAUUCAGACUGCUUUUAGAGGCUAUAGUAAAAGAAUGAAAUAUCAAUCUGUGCUUCAGUCAACUAUCAAAAUUCAGAGAUGGUACAGGAUAUACAAACCUGUUUAUAAUGCAAGAACACUUUUUCUAAAGACUCGAGCAGCUGUAAUCCUUCUCCAAUCCAUUUAUCGUGGUUGGACAGUUCGGAGACAGAUCAGAAGAGAACAUAAUGCUGCAGUGAAGAUUCAGUCUGCUUUUAGAAAGAGCCAGGCCCAGAAACAGUUUCGGUCAUUAAAAAGAGCAGCAUUAGUGAUCCAGCAACACCUGAGAGCAAUAACUACAGGAAAAAAGCAACGAAUGGAGUACAUUGAACUCCGUCGUGCCACACUAAUGCUUCAAGCUGCAUGGAAGGGAAGAAGAGUAAGAAGACAGAUUCAAAGGCAACACAAAUGUGCAGUUACAAUCCAGUCACACUAUAGGAUGCAUGUACAACAAAAGAAAUGGAGAGCCAUUAAAAAAGCUGUGCUUCUGAUUCAAAUGGAAUAUAGGGCUUACAGGAUUGGCCACAAGCAGCGUCAUUUGUAUUUGAAAACAAAAGUGGCUAUAGUCACUUUACAGUCAGUUUACCGGGGUGUAAAAGUGAGAAAAAAAUUAAGAGAGAACAAUAAAGCUGCAGUCACUAUACAAUCUAAAUAUAAAGCAUAUAAAGCCCAAAAGACCUAUGCAUCACAGAGAGCGUCAGCUAUUACAAUUCAGAGAUGGUAUCGAGCUAGUAAGAUUGCAAAACAACAAUAUAGGGACUAUUGUAAGUUAAAGAAUGCAGCAAUUAAGAUUCAAGCUGUUUAUAGAGGUGCCAGAGUAAGAAGGCACAUUCAGCAUAUGCACAUGGCAGCCACUUUUAUGAAAGCCAUGUUUAAAAUGCGCCAGUCAAAAGUAAGAUACCAUGCAAUGAGAAGAGCUGCUAUUGUAAUUCAAGUAAAAUAUAGAGCAUACUGUCAAGGUAAAAUACAGCGUGCGAAAUACUUGUCCAUUUUGAGAGCUGUUAAUAUUAUUCAGGCAAGGUUUAGAGGUUUAAAAGUCAGGCAGACCCUAAGAAAGAUGCACACUGCAGCAACACUCAUUCAGACACAAUAUAGAAGGUACAGGGAGCAAAAGUAUUUCAGUGAGUUAAAGAAAAUAACAAAAACAGUACAGAACAGAUACCGGGCAGUAAAGGCAAGAAAUGUACAAUUUGAAAGGUAUAACAAAUUGAAGCAUUCAACAAUAUGCAUUCAAGCCGCUUUUAGGGGAAUGAAAGCUAGGAGAGAUUUAAAAAUUAGACAUUUAGCAGCAACUCUUAUCCAGAGAAAGUUCAGAACUCUAAUGAUGAGGAGGAGAUUCCUAUCUCUGAAGAAAACAGCUAUUUGGGUUCAGAGAAGAUAUCGCACAAAUGUGCGUGCAAGGCACAGUUCACAACAGUUUCUAGAAAAGGAUGCCAUUAAAACCCAGUCCUUGAAUAGAAGGUUGAUGGUAAAGAAAGAGAAGCAGGACAUGCACAGGGCUGCAGCACUCAUUCAGGCUACUUUCAGAAUGCACAGGAUGUAUGUGAGGUAUCAGACUUAUAAACGUGCCUCAGUUCUAAUUCAGCAACAUUACCGUGCUUACAGAGCUGCAAAAUUAUCAAGAGAAAACUCUAUCAGACAACAGAAUUCUGCGGUGGCCAUUCAUACAGCAUAUGAGGGAAUGAAAGCAAGUCAGCUCUUAUGGGAAGAGCACAGAGCUGCUGUUAUCAUACAAAGCACAUAUAGAAUGUAUAGACAGUAUUCUUUCUACCAAAGGGUUCAGUGGGCUACCAAAGUAACACAAGGAAGAUACAGAGCAAAUAAAAACAAAAACAAAGCUCUUCAGGCAUCUGUGGUCAUGAAAGAAACAACUUGUAGUCAGGAAGUUCUUCAGGGCAUGAACUUUGGAAAGCAAAUUCAGAGAGAACAUCAGGCUGCCACUGUUAUUCAGAAGUAUUUUAAAGCCUUUAAAGAAAGAAGGUAUUAUCUCCAGCUUAGAGAAGCAGCAGUUUUUGCUCAAAGAAGAUACAGGGCACACAUGGCAGUGCAAAUGCGUACUCAAUCAGUUAUAUGUGCACAGUUUUGUUAUAGAGCCUUUGAGGUACAAGGAGAUGUCCAGAAAAUGCACCUGGCUGCCACACAAAUUCAGUCAUUCUACCGAAUGCACAGGGCUAGAACGGUUUACAAUGCAAGGAAAACUGCAGUUAUCAUUAUACAGAACUAUUAUAGGUCAUAUAUCAGAAUGAAAUCUGAAAGAAGCAGAUUUUUAGCACUCCUGCAAUCUGCACGAACCAUUCAGGCUGCUUUCAGAGGCAUGAAAGUUCAACAGAAAUCAAAACACCUGUCUGAGAAAGAGACCGCAGCCAUUGUUCCCCAAUCUGCAUUCCACUGUUAUAAAACUAAGACGCACUAUGAAGCUGCUCAACAUGCUGCAGUCAGGAUUCAAACAUGGUAUAAAGCUGCUCUGAUUGCUCGUUCACAGAAAGCUGAAUAUCUUUCUCAGAGAAAGGCAGCGGUGACGAUUCAAAGAGCAUUUCGUAAAAUGGUUAGAAGAAAACUGGAAAGACAGAAGUGUGCUGCCCUACGCAUCCAGUCCUUCCUUCACAUGGCUGUGUACCAGAGAAGAUUUUAUCAGCAAAAAAGAGCUGUUAUUACUUUACAGCAGUAUUUCAGGACAUGGCAAGCCAGAAAACGGUUUUUGUUGUAUAGAAAAGCAGCAUUGGUUUUACAGCAUUAUUACCGAGCGUUUUUGUGUGCCCGACAUCAAAGACAAGUUUAUUUGCAAAUCAGAAUCAGUGUUAUCAUUAUUCAAGCAAGAGUGAGAGGCUUUCUACAAAGACAGAAGUUUCAGAAAAUUAAGGAUAGUGCCAUAAAAAUUCAGGCUGUGUGGAAAAGAUAUAAAACCAGGAAAUCUAUACAUAAAAUGAAAGCUGCUUGCAAGAUUCAAGCCUGGUAUAGAUGUUGCAGAGCACGGAAAGAUUAUUUAGCUGUAUUAAAAGCGGUUAAAAUCAUUCAAGGUUGCUUCUAUACCAAACUUCAGAGAAGAAGGUUUUUGAAUAUGAGAGCAUCAACAGUUAUCAUUCAAAGAAGAUGGAGAGCUGUACUUUCUGGAAGACUAAUUCAGGAUCACUUCUUAAUGAUAAAAAGACAUCAAGCUGCUUGUUUGAUCCAAGCAAAUUUUAGAGGAUAUAAGGAAAGGCAGCUCUUUCUUCAGCAGAAAUCUGCUGCCUUAAUCAUCCAGAGGCAUUUAAGAGCAAGGAAGGCUGGAAAGUGUGAAAGGAUAAGAUACGCUGCAUUAAAAAAGUCCACAGUUGUUCUGCAAGCAAUGACCCGUGGGUGGUUAGUAAGAAAAAGAAUUUCAGAAUAUAAAGGGAGAAUUAGGCUUCUUCACUUCACAGCAGCCGCAUAUUAUCACUUGUCUGCUCUUAGGAUUCAAAGAGCCUAUAAACGUCAUCUGGCUCUUAACAAUGCCAAGAAGCACAUCACUUCUGUCAUCUCUAUUCAGAGAUGGUUUAGAGCAAGAUUACAGCGAAAGAGAUUCAUUCAGAAAUAUCAGAGCAUAAUAAAAACUCAGCAUGAAGUUCAACAAUGUUUGGACCAACAAAAUAGGGCUGCGUUAGUAAUACAGAAGGCCGCACGCCGUUAUCUACUGUGUAGAAAACAGGAAAAAAUUAACCUUGGAAUCACUAAAAUUCAGGCAUUAUGGAGAGGAUAUGUUUGGAGGAAGAAAAAUGAUUCUAAGAAAAUUAAAGAUAUACGACUGAGUCUACAAAUGGUUAAUAGAGACAUCCGAGAAGAAAACAAACUUUACAAAAGAACAGCGCUCGCACUUCAUUAUCUUUUGACAUAUAAGCACCUUUCAGGCAUUCUUGAGGCAUUAAAACACUUAGAGGUAGUGACAAGAUUGUCUCCUCGUUGUUGUGAGAACAUGUCCCAGAGUGGAGCAAUUUCUAAAAUAUUUGUUUUGAUCCGAAGUUGUAAUCGUAGUGUUCCUUGUAUGGAAGUCAUCAGAUAUGCUGUACAAGUCUUGCUUAAUGUAGCCAAGUAUGAAAAAACUACUUCAGCAGUAUAUGAUGUAGAAAAUUGUAUAGAUACACUAUUGGCACUCUUACAAAUAUACCGAGAAAAGGCUGGGGAUAAAGUUGCAGACAAAGGUGGAAGCAUUUUUACCAAAACUUGUUGCUUGCUGGCGCUUUUAUUGAAGACCAGAAGUCGAGCCUCGGAUGUCCGAAGAAGAUCUAAAGUUGUUGACCGUAUUUAUAAUAUCUACAAACUUACAGCUCAUAAACAUAAAAUGAAUGCUGAAAGAAUACUUUAUAAACAAAAGAAGAACUCUUCUACAAACAUACCUUUUAUUCCAGAAACACCUGUAAGAACUAGAGUAGUUUCAAGGCUCAAACCGGACUGGCUUUUAAGAAGAGAUAGCCUGGAAGAAAUCACUAAUCCCCUGCAAGCUAUUCAAAUGGUGAUGGAUACACUUGGCAUUCCUUAUUAG